Molecule: messenger RNA, 2486 nt
Organism: Rana temporaria (common frog)
Lineage: Eukaryota; Metazoa; Chordata; Amphibia; Anura; Ranidae
Gene: PIGK
Product: phosphatidylinositol glycan anchor biosynthesis class K
Exons: 11
Coding region: 12-1211 (399 amino acids)
Biological process (GO): protein localization to cell surface; attachment of GPI anchor to protein; proteolysis
Cellular component (GO): GPI-anchor transamidase complex
Molecular function (GO): GPI-anchor transamidase activity
Source: RefSeq, a predicted model, not a curated record
CGCGCGGUCACAUGACAGGGAAGUCUUCUCUGUCAUCGGGGAAGAUGGCGGCGCUCUGUGUUGGAUGCCGGCUGGUGUUUUGUGUUGUGUUUCUUGCAUUGGGAGCCACAUCUCAGUAUGCAGAGAACAAGGCCGAACACUUCUUCAGAAGUGGACACACAAAUAACUGGGCAGUGUUGGUCUGUACCUCUCGAUUCUGGUUUAAUUAUCGUCAUGUAGCAAAUACUCUCUCGGUUUAUAGAAGUGUGAAAAGACUUGGAAUACCUGACAGUCAUAUCAUCCUUAUGCUUGCUGAUGACAUGGCUUGCAACCCGAGGAACCCCAAACCAGCCACCGUGUUUAGCCACAAAAAUAUGGAGCUUAAUGUUUAUGGCGAUAAUGUGGAAGUUGACUACAGAGGGUAUGAGGUGACUGUAGAGAAUUUUCUUAGAGUAUUGACUGGCAGAUUGCCACCCAGCACCCCACGACUGAAAAGACUCCUUUCUGAUGACAGAAGCAAUGUUCUUAUCUACAUGACAGGUCACGGAGGAAACGGCUUCCUAAAAUUCCAAGAUUCAGAAGAGAUCACCAAUGUGGAGCUUGCCGAUGCCUUCGAGCAGAUGUGGCAAAAGAGAAGGUAUAAUGAAGUGCUGUUUAUAAUCGAUACCUGCCAAGGAGCCUCCAUGUAUGAGAGAUUUUACUCCCCUAACAUAAUGGCUCUUGCAAGCAGCCAAGUUGGAGAGGAUUCCCUGUCUCAUCAACCAGAUAUGGCGAUUGGUGUCCAUCUGAUGGACAGAUACACCUUCUAUGUCUUGGAGUUCCUGGAAGAAGUUCACCCAGCGAGCCAGAACAACAUGAAUGACCUGUUCCAGGUGUGCCCUAAGAGCCUGUGUGUGUCCACCCCGGGCCAUCGCACCGACCUCUUCCAGAGGGACCCGCAGUCCGUUCUCAUCACUGACUUCUUCGGCAGUGUCCGGAAAGUGGAAAUCACCGACAGUGGAGUGAAACUGAAAACCCAUCCUGAGACAACUGAGAAAAGGUACUCGUCUGAUGCCUCUGUGGUGGACCUAACAACCUAUGCCAACCAACUCCCUGUAUCUGAAAUAAUACACCAGAAACCUAAAGCAAGAGAAUGGCACCCUCCGGGAGGAUUCAUCCUUGGGCUCUGGGCUUUGAUCCUGCUUGUUUUCUUCAAGACAUAUGGCAUUAAGCAUAUGAAGCAUAUUUUCUGAGCCCUGUGACGCCAUUACAAGUACUACUGAAGCUCAGGAAUAUUCUGCACUGGUGUGGCUGCAAAUCCUGCUGUAUAUUUGCUGCUGAUUCUUUCACAAAGCUGAGUAUUUAUAGACUGGGACUGGCCAAAACUCAACACGGUUUACUACUCUGAAAAUGUUCUGGUUUAUGCCAUAUUGGGGAGGUGUUUUUUUUUUUUUAUUGUUCAUCAACAAGGAAAUGUUCACCAAGUACUGCUGAACAACUUGGCAAAGUUUUACCUGACGUAUCAUUAUUUCCUAAUAAAGUGGACCCGUCUGAAUAUAAAUAUGGGACCUGCCAUUGCUGAUUUGUUUGUGAAUAUGCAGGCUCCAGGUCUUUUUGCUGUUAUUGAAGUGUCACAACAUCUGAAUUGUGCAUACUUGUACUAGUCUGGGGUCUUGAUAGUGACACCAGGGAGAGGAUGAUUGCCCUGGAAUUGGCACCAAGGCCUCUGUUAGAAACCACAGGGUCCCAUACAGCCAACCUGACAGUCGUCACUUCCCAAUAAACACAAUUUACUAUGCUUGAGUUAUGAAUGAACAUAGUGAGUGAUCAAUACCAGUCACUCAUUGUGUUCAUUCAGGAAAGGAAGAGGCUGGUAAAAUAUAUAUUUACUGGAACCUUCCCCCACUCUCCAACCUGAAGGAGCCUAUUGUGUGCUUGCAGCUUCCAGCAGGAAGGAGAGUCUGGAAGCCAGAAGCACUCCAGGGAUGGGGGGGGCUGGGCAGCAGGAGGAAACGUAUGGUGGACAGGGAUGGGAGGGGCAAUUACUGGAACCAUAUCUCUGAAUAGCUCUCUGCAACAGCUGAAAGAUAGUGGUAGGGAGAGAAGAAGCCAGCUUUCAGCUGCUGCAGAGAGCCGUUCAGGGCAUAGGUUCCAGUAACCCCCCACCGCUGCCAAACCACACAGAUCACUCUUCCAGCCCACAUUCAAUUCGCCCUGCUGCCUGGGCACCCCUGCUGGUCUGGGCCCUGUACAGAAAGACCAGUGGUACGCCUUUAUCUACAGCCCUGACUGACACCUUUUAGAAACAAAUCGGAAUUAGCAGCUCCCAUAGAUUUACGCACUGGCUGCUUCCUUUUAAAAUGUACCAGUCAUUUAUUUUUCAAGAAAAUUGUCAAUUGUGUAGGAAGAUAGAAAUGUAACCAUGGUGGAGGUUUUUUUUUUUUUUUUUUGACGUGUAGAUUUUGAAGUGAAUUUGUCUUGACCAAAAAACAAAGCAAAACACCAACAAAGACAUCCUGUAAAAAAAA